Molecule: messenger RNA, 1031 nt
Organism: Uranotaenia lowii
Lineage: Eukaryota; Metazoa; Arthropoda; Insecta; Diptera; Culicidae
Exons: 3
Coding region: 266-1021 (251 amino acids)
Source: RefSeq, a predicted model, not a curated record
UUUUGCUUAGUAGCCUUUGGCGGUAUUUUGAAAUUUAAUUUUGUUUGGAAAUUACCUCUACCGCGUUCGUUAAGGUUUAACUCAAAGGUUUCCGUACGAAAUGGAUUUUACUAGAGAAAUCGUAGAUGACGCCGUCGAAUCGCCUCUUAUCGCCGUGUCAGAAGGAAGUGUCCACGAUUCAGGUAGGUUUUUCGGUUAUUUUGUAUGGUAAAUUUGUUUGUUUUUUCGUUGACCGUUUUUUAUGUAAAAUGAAUGCAUGCAGUGAAUGAAACAUGUUUCAUUAUUUUCAGCAUCCGGAGAGGAAAUUGCAGCAUCAGCAGGACCGUCCCGAAAGCGCGAAAUGAAAAAGCAAACCGAAUUUGAUCAGCGUUUUGUCGAUCUUUUAAAAGAGUUGGCACCUUCAUUGCUGGAAAAAUCCCAAUCACCUGCUAUGAAGGCGAGGAAGAUCCGUGACAUGGAACGGUUCAGACUGGAGUUGCUUGUCCGCUAUGGUCAAGAGAUGACUGAUAAACAGGUUUCCAAAAAAAUAGCAAACAUGAAAGGCAAAGUUAAACAAAAAACAGAUUUGAAACAAACUGGAAACCUGCCAAUUGUGCUAACCGGAGCCGAAAAAACGAUGUUUGAGCUUAUGGGAGGAGAGGAGAACCCGUCAAUAGCUGAAAGAUCAUUUGGUCUUGCAGUUGGAGCCACCACACACUUGGACAUCGAAGAAGAUGAAUUCCACGAAAAUUUGGGUGCAGGACCAAGCAUUAGUCCGCCUCCAAAAAGACCAAAGAGAACAACACAAAAAUCUGAAAUAGCGGAGCUGCAACAGAUUGUGCUUCAAGAGCAGCUUAAUCUAAUAGGAACCCAAGACCUACUUAUCAGGCAGUCCCACGAAUUGGCUAUAGCACAGCAAACGGAGAAGCAUCAAAAGGAGAUGGAGUUGCUCAAAACAAAGCAAGAAAUUAAAGAUUUAAAACUUUUGUUAUUGAAAAAAAAAACGAUUUAUAAAAUAGAUAAAUUUUUCUUUCCGAAAUAAAUUCAUACAA